CGGGCGGAUGAACGCCUCACUGCCGGAAAGUGCGGGAGCGUCGCUGUGUUUACCGUCACCGGGAGCGGGAGGACGACGCGGAAGAUGGCGGAUCCUUACCUGGAGGUGGAGGAGCCGAGUGACGAUGAGGAUGAAGAGGCAGUGAGCUCUGAAGAUGAGUUGGACAUCCUCCUUCAUGGCACCACUGAGCGCAAGCGCCGACUGCUGCGGGAGUACCUGACGGGGGAGAGCGAGGCCAGCGAGGAUGAAUUUGAGAAGGAUAUGGCCGCCGAGCUGGAUUCCACGUUCCGGGCAAUGGAGGGCACCUGGGCUCCCGCUGAUGGUGCUUCUUCCAGCACUGGAGCCGCUCAGGCUCGGGGGCAGCCUGAGCCAAGGUACUACGAUGACAUUUACUUUGAUUCAGACUCUGAGGAUGAAGAUGGACAGGAAGGUUCUGGUCCUGCUUCAAAGAAAAAAUGUAAGAAAAGGCGGGUUCUGACAAACGAUGAGCUGCUGUAUGACCCCGAGCAGGACGAGAAGGACCAGGCCUGGGUGGACAUGCAGAGACGCAGCUAUCGUGGCCUUAGCAGGAGACCGUCCAAAGAACAACCCACUGUGACCAGUGACGCUGUCCUGAACUGUCCAUCCUGCAUGACAACUCUGUGUCUGGACUGUCAGCGGCACGAGCUGUACCCUGGCCAGUACAGAGCUAUGUUUGUAAUGAACUGUAUCAUUAAUAGAGGAGAAGUUCUCAAAUACAAGGAAGCAGCCAACAAGAAGAGAAGAAACUGGCGGAAAAAGGCUAAAGGUCCGAUGGGAGAGGUGUCAGUGCCCCCACAGGGGAACGAGAAUGAGGAAGCCUACCAUCCUGUCAGAUGUGCGGAAUGCUCAGUAGAAGUGGCUGUCUUCGAUAAGGAUGAGGUGUAUCAUUUUUUUAACAUCCUAGCCAGCCACUGUUGAGCACCAUUUUCAACCCUUGUUCAAAGAAUGGACAAGAUGCUUUGAAUAUUUUACACAUUGAACUUUUCUUAAAUUUUCUUAAUGGAAAUCAGUACAAAAAAGUAGACAUUAUUAACAAGCUCACAUUUGGGUAUUCUCAGUUGAUAUUGGACUGAUUUGAAGUCACUUCAUCCCCCCUCCCACCCACGCACACCAUUAGUAUUUUUUUUAUCACCUGCAAUCCUAAUAUCAUAAUGGUAUCAAAUGGUUCCACAUUUCUGACAGUGAUAUGUGAAUGGAAUGGAUGUUUCAGUCUGAAUUCUGCUAAAAUGUAGUGUGGAGCCAGGUCUAGACCUCAAUAAACUCACCAAUUGGUUGAAUUCCCAUCAA
Molecule: messenger RNA, 1308 nt
Organism: Callorhinchus milii (elephant shark)
Lineage: Eukaryota; Metazoa; Chordata; Chondrichthyes; Chimaeriformes; Callorhinchidae
Gene: eapp
Product: e2f-associated phosphoprotein
Exons: 6
Coding region: 85-939 (284 amino acids)
Biological process (GO): positive regulation of cell population proliferation
Cellular component (GO): nucleus
Source: RefSeq, a predicted model, not a curated record